AUGGCUGCAGCGGAUCAGCCUUCGGGCUUGAUGGAUAUUGCGAGUUCUCUCACGCAGGAUGAAAUUCCAUUCAAGCUGCGAUGCGCUAUCUGCAACAAACUGGCUCUGAACGCGUUCCGGCUGCCUUGCUGCGAUCAGGCUAUCUGCGAGAACUGCCAAGCGUCACUACCAGAGACUUGUCCUGUCUGCGCACAUACGCCUCUCUCCUCCGAUUUAUGCAAACCAAAUAAAGCUCUCAGGACGACUUUAAAGGCUUUCCUUCGUACCGAGGAAAAGAAGCGUGAGAAAGAGCGCCAGUCGGCAACUCCUGCGACUACCAAUGAUGCGACCCCUGUGCAGGGAAUUUCGGCCCACCAAGAAACUCCCGCAGUUUCCGAAAUCCCGGAAAUUAAGCAGGAAGAAGUUUUACCAGAUGUGGUACCUUCUGUCGAAGCUCCAUCAGAAGAGCUUCCGGCUAGUGGAAACCCACCGGAGGCUAUCACCGAGCAAACUGAUGGGAAUCAUGAAGCUCCCCUGGAAUCCCAACCCCCGGCCGAGGACGAACAGACCGAAGCUGUCCCCACGGAUGGAACGGAAAACCCGGAUGUGACGCAGCAGAACGGUUCCGGAGAAGGAGAAGAUGUAGACGAUGCCAAAUUGGCUCAGGAAUCCGAACAGGAUAUGGCCCAGGGCCCGGGAUCGGGGCAAAUGUUUCCCAAUGGGAUGCCAUUCGGCAUGGCUCCGGGGAUGUUCCCCAUGGGUUGGAACAACAAUAACGGGGACUUCAAUCCGAUGUCUCAGUUCAUGGGCAACGGAAUGUUCAAUCCUAUGGGAAUGGCCGGCAUGAUGGACCCGAUGGUCGCGAGUCAGGGUAUGUUUGGAGGUUACGGGAUGAACAUGAAUGGCAUGAAUACGGGGAUGAAUUUCGACGCGGGUCAAGGGAUGUAUGGGGGAUGGGACGGCUCACAAAACAAUAUGUGGAAUGGAGGCCAAGAUAAAUUCAAUCCAAAUGCUUUCGCAAAUGGUAUGGGUCCACAGUAUGGGGCCCCCUCUGGAUUUGGCGGAUAUAAUAUGUCUCAACCCAACGGAGUUCAUCCUCAAAUGCAGCAACAACAAUUCCCUAACCAAGAUUUCCAAACCGGCUAUUAUGGUCCCGGGUAUGGCCGGGGCAAUUUCCGGGGCCGUGGUCGCGGAUUUUACCCUGGUGGUCGUGGCCGCGGCGGCUUCACGGGGCCUAUGCAAGCUAAUUACCCUCCUAAUGCUAACUACCCAGCGUUUAAUUCCCCUAACUUCAAUCAAGACAUGUCAUCCCAGUCGCAGGAAGGCGUAUCUGCAGAGACCCCGUCAGGAGAACCCAACGCCGCGGAAGCGACAAAUGCUAAUGACGAGAAUACUUUAAGCGGUGAUUUGGAUGGCACUAAAGACCCAUCUUUGAAUGAGAAUGCUGCUGACGUGGGCGACAAUGGUGAAGCCAGUUCUGCAAAUGGCCCCACCAUGGACGAGACAACUGGUCCCGAGGACUCGGAGCUGCGUGGUAUACCAACUAUUGAUAGUCUUGACCAGGCCAAUGCCGCCCAAGGAAUGCAUAAUGGACCCAUGAUGCCGAUGGGGCCAGGCUUUGGCCGAGGCUAUAUGCGUGGUCCAUUUCCCGGAGGCCGUGGAGGGCCUUUUACUGGGCCACCCUUCAUGCCCGGAUCCGGCAUGCCUGCACCGAGAGGGCCUGGUGUCGAAGGCGCACCAGCUGCUCCCCGGGCAAUGCGGGAAGGUCUUCCAAAUACUAGUAUUCUCCGGCAGCGGAAUUUCCAAGGAGCAGGACGAGGCCCGGUCUCAUCGGUGAGACCUUCGGACGCUUCCCAGAGCACAACCCCAGCACCUCUGGAAGACCACCACCCACGGUCGACUUCGAGGUCGAAGUCGCGAGCUCGGUCGGCAUCGAGAUCGAAAAGCCGGUCUCGUUCCCGUGCGCGGUCCCAAUCCACCAGUCGUCGUCAUAAUCGCCCACGCUCCGCAAGUAUCGAAAACGGCGCAGAAGACUCCGAGCGCAGACGUGAGCGGCCAAGAAGGCCUCGUCGUGAAGACAAAUACGACGAACAGUCUCAAGUGGAAGAUGACCACCGCACCCGUUCACCUUCUGUUGAUUCCCGCCGGUCCUUACAUCGGCGGGAUAGAGAGAGAGACAGGAGAAGCGGCCGUCGAUCGCAUCGCUCACACCGCCACCGCAGCCAGAGUCCCAGUCGCAAUGGGGACUCUCGCGAUGCCGAUCGUGUCUCAUUAAUUACGGAAGAAAAAGAACCCGGCUCUCGAAACAGGACACCCAUCGUGAGCGAGCCUCAGGAGAGCUCCAGCCGGACCUACCGAUCCGGUAAAGACCGAUCCAGUCGUCGAGAUGAGGAACGGGAGAGAGAUCGAGACUCUCGACGUCGGGACCGUGAAAGAGAUCGCGAUCGUUACCGGGAAAGGGAACGAGACAGGGAAAGAGAUAGAGACAGAGCCCGCGAUCGCCAUCGUGACCGUGACCGUGACAGGAAACGGCCUCGUCGCGACCGAACUGAAUCUCCUGUUGACAGUGACUACUCAUCGCGACACCAUUCUCGUCGUAUAAAACGAAGCCGUGAAGACGAGAUCCGUGAUAAAGAUCGCACAAGAGACAAACCCUCUUCAUCAUCAGCCAAGACCUCUGAACCGGAGAAAGACCCUCAUACAUUAGAGCGUGAAGCUCGCAACCGUGAACGUUUGUUGAAGGAGCAGCAACGGCGCGAAGCCAUGCAUGCAGACCGCGAUGCUGGUAAACCCAGCCGUCGGCGCGACAGUCGUCAGGAGCGGCCGGCAGCUGGCGGUCGACGCCUCACUUACAAGUAUGAAGACGACGAGAGCGAUGCCGCUCGCGCGGCACGAGUAGAAAAAGAACGAGAAGCCAGCCGGUGGGCAUAA
This is a messenger RNA of Aspergillus nomiae NRRL 13137, 2910 nucleotides long. RefSeq lists its product as uncharacterized. The record is from RefSeq and is a predicted model, not a curated record. Bases 1 to 2910 code for a protein of 969 amino acids. The transcript has 6 exons. Lineage: Eukaryota; Fungi; Ascomycota; Eurotiomycetes; Eurotiales; Aspergillaceae.